Molecule: messenger RNA, 1365 nt
Organism: Meriones unguiculatus (Mongolian gerbil)
Lineage: Eukaryota; Metazoa; Chordata; Mammalia; Rodentia; Muridae
Gene: Prss50
Product: serine protease 50
Exons: 6
Coding region: 14-1267 (417 amino acids)
Biological process (GO): proteolysis
Cellular component (GO): endoplasmic reticulum
Molecular function (GO): threonine-type endopeptidase activity; serine-type endopeptidase activity
Source: RefSeq, a predicted model, not a curated record
ACCUAGCCGCGCAAUGGAGCCGUGGUGCUGGGCCGGGGUCCGUGGGCAGGGCCCUCAGGGCCUCCGCGUGCCCGGGACCGCCCGCGCCCGCACCCGCGCCCUUCUGCUGCUGCUGCUGCUGCUGCUCCUGCCUCGGCGGCCGGCAGGCUGCUUGGCUGCAGACGAAUCCCCGGGGGCGCUGUCCACAGUCCGGACAAGGCCCUGUACCUCCAGAGCCACCAGUCCCUCAGGCAGGGUUCGCCAUCCCCGGCAGGCUCUGUCGACUCCGCUACCAGGCACUUUGGACACUUCGGGCAUUACCGGCUCGGUCCCUACGCCACCACCAGGCGCCUCGGGCACUUCUUCAGGCACUACUUCGCGCACUUCGGGCAUUACCGGGUCCGUUCUUAGCACGAAACACAUCAGCCUCCCCUUCUGUGGCUACUCCCACGAGCCAGACCCUACUCUCAGGGACCCAGAAGCCAUGACCCGCAGGUGGCCGUGGAUGGUCAGCGUGCAGGCUAACGGCACACACAUCUGUGCUGGCAUCCUUAUUUCUUCCAAGUGGGUGCUGACCGUGGCCCAUUGCUUGAUCCAGGACCAUGUUAACUAUACGGUGAGGGUGGGCAGCCCAUGGAUCAACCAGACGACGGAAACCAGCUCUGACGUGCCGGUACAUCAGAUCAUCAUAAACAACGGGUACCAACCCAGGCGGUACUGGUCUUGGGUGGGCCGGAACAAUGACAUUGCCCUCCUUAAACUCCAGUCGGGGCUCAAGUAUAGCAAAUAUGUGUGGCCCAUCUGCCUGCCUGGCCUGGAAUACGUGCUGGAAGACAGUUCUAUCUGCGUUGUGACAGGCUGGGGAUACCCCCAGGUGGAUGGCAGGUGGCCCCAGUUCCGGACCCUUCAGGAGAAGGAAGUCUCCAUCCUGAACAGCAGGAAGUGUGAGCACUUUUACCACAGGGAGGCCAGAAUCUCCUCGCUGGUGCGGAUCAUCACCCCGCAGAUGAUCUGCGUCUUGGACAAGAACAGAGACAAGUUCUGCUAUGAGAUAACCGGUGAGCCCUUGGUCUGCACUUCGGACAGCGGUAUAUGGUACCUGGUGGGAAUGAUGAGCUGGGGCCCGGGCUGCAAGAAGAACGAGUCCCCACCCAUCUUUCAGCAUAUCUCUCCCUACCAGCAGUGGAUCUGGGACAGCCUUAGUGGGGAGCCCCUGGCCCUUCCAGCCCCCUCCAGGACCUUGCUCCUGGCUUUCCUUCUGCUCCUCAGCCUUCUUGGCACUCUGUGACACUGGCCAGGCCUCUCUCCUUGCUCUCCUCCUCGGAGUUCGGCUGUGGGUGUGGCGCUCAGCCAGCAGGGACUAGCAGAGAUUAAACACUUGUUUUU